AUGUGGGUUCAGCAUAGCGUUACCCGGCUGGGCCUGGCUUCGCAUGCUAGACCAUAUUAUCUACCUUUGAUUCGUGUAGCCUACAAUACUCGUUCUUUUGCUACCGAGCCAUCGCACAAAGGUGAUGAACAAAAGUUGACCAAGGAACAAGAAGAACUUCUGCGUUUACUUCGCGAAGGGCAAAUCAAGGUGCAAGCUAAGUCUAUGGAGCGCCCCCUCGGUCUGGCUGGUGCGGCUUUAUCGCAAGGCUCUACUGGUGGCUCACGUCGUAUCGACAAAUGGAUCGGGCAGGGUAAGAAAUGGCAAGACUUGAGUGGCGGCCAAAAAGUGGCUCGUGCUACCGUCAACACGUCACGUCUAUUUGUUAUCGGCACUGGUGCGCUUCUUACUAUUGUGAUCGGUUAUGCUCUUUCCACGGAACUGUUUGCCCGAAACAGUCCGACCGUGAUUUAUAGUGAGGCAUGCAAACUGAUUCAGAAAAGCGACAAGAUUCACGCCUACUUGUUGGAGCCAUACCGAUUCCAAACUUCGCUGACAGAGUUCCGAAGCGACUAUUCGCCUUUGAACCCGCCAUCGCAUCCUCAUCGUCCCUCGCAGACCGUUCACUCUAUGCGGUAUUUGGAUCCCCGUACUGGUGAGGAUAAGAUGAUGUUGCAUUUCUAUGUCGAGGCGCGUGAUAAGGACCAACCACUAGGAUAUUGGCAAUAUGCCCGCUCUAGCGUGAUUAGUGGUGCACAGUGGCUUAAAGUGAAGGCCAUUGAAGGGUACGAUGCUGCCCAGGCAUGGUGGCAUGAGCAGGCCGAAGAUACAUCGGCGAAACCUGUGCCUGUUCUUCCGCCCAAACCAGCCAGUGAGCCCUGGUGGAUUACACGGAAACUUCGCGGCUUUGUGCACAAUGUGCAUGAGGUCGUGGGCAACACUAGCGAUGCGGUUGGCAUGUCCUCGUUGGACCUCGCUGGUCUUCGCACGGUGCCAGGCACGUGGACCGAGGGCGAAGUGCAUGUUGAGCUGGUUAAGGAUGGGAACGGCACGUAUCAAUACAAGCAUUUCUACGUGGAUAUCCCGAACUCGCACUCGCCGCUGCGCCGUCGCGUGCGUCUUGACCCUCGCCAUGGCGAAGUGCCUCAGCGAUAA
This is a messenger RNA of Malassezia pachydermatis, 1134 nucleotides long. RefSeq lists its product as hypothetical. The record is from RefSeq and is a predicted model, not a curated record. The coding region runs from base 1 to 1134 and encodes 377 amino acids. The transcript is spliced from 2 exons. Lineage: Eukaryota; Fungi; Basidiomycota; Malasseziomycetes; Malasseziales; Malasseziaceae. Gene Ontology annotation, biological process: protein import into mitochondrial matrix. Gene Ontology annotation, cellular component: TIM23 mitochondrial import inner membrane translocase complex.